GCUUCUCUAAGCAUAUUUACGAAGAUACUUCCUAAUAGACCGCCAACAAUGCGUGCCGUAGCCAUUUUCAUCGUUACUCUUCUUGUUCUCGAAAGCUUCUACUUUGUCAUGUCAGCACCCGCUUGGCAAGUGAAGGCAAAGAGGCCUGCAUGUUAUAGAAAAGAAUGCACGAAAGAUGAAGAAUGCAAAAUAGGGUCCUGCUCACGUUGCAAUAAUCACGUCUGGGGACAAAACUUGCCGCUGAGAGUAGAGUAGAUCAAGGGCCUUCAUGUUCUAAUGCACGAAUAA
Molecule: messenger RNA, 288 nt
Organism: Ixodes scapularis (black-legged tick)
Lineage: Eukaryota; Metazoa; Arthropoda; Arachnida; Ixodida; Ixodidae
Product: antimicrobial peptide ISAMP-like
Source: RefSeq, a predicted model, not a curated record